This is a messenger RNA of Aphidius gifuensis, 2335 nucleotides long. Its product is annotated as transcription factor SPT20 homolog. Gene Ontology annotation, cellular component: trans-Golgi network; endosome; trans-Golgi network transport vesicle. NCBI's taxonomy places the organism in Eukaryota, Metazoa, Arthropoda, Insecta, Hymenoptera, Braconidae. The record is from RefSeq and is a predicted model, not a curated record. Bases 232 to 2283 code for a protein of 683 amino acids. The transcript is spliced from 7 exons.
AAACAGGCCAGCAGUCCCCGAGUCUCAAUCGACAUUCACUGCUAGCUCAAUCGUCGAGCAAUCGGCGUCAUUAUUUCGAUUUAAAAAAUUACUACUAGAAACAAUAAAUAUAAUUUAAAAAUACAAAAAAAAAAGUGUUAAAUAUUGUUUAUUAAUUGUUUAAUAUAUUUAUACAUUUGUUUAUGGUAGAUAAUUAAUUUCUCUAAAUUAAUUUAUCAAUUUCGUUUGAAAAUGGAAAAAGAGCAACUUGAUUCUCUAGCAACAGUUGCUGUUGGUUCUGAAAAAAUACCAUCUCAUCAUUAUGCACCAAGUGAAGUUUAUUCCUCAUCAGAAUCACCACCGGCAUACCGACCUUCAAUGAAAAGUACUGCUGUUCAAAUAACAAAAAUAAUAGCAAUAACACUAAUUGCUGUAUCAUUUAUCAUUGGAGGUUUUAUUUUUGCUGGUGCUUGGAUCCAAGCAAGAUCAUCAUGCACACCAGAAGCAAUUGCUUCAAUGCAAGUUCAACAUGAAAUGUUCAAGAAAUUACAACCAGAGGCCCUGAUCCAGACUCAGCCAGAGGCUAGAGAUAGUCUUCAGAGUCUAGAUGUUAUCGAGCCAACAAAAGAUCAACAGCCAGAUACAAAAGAUAUUAAAAUUCAUAAAGAUGAUGAUGAUGAUAAUUCAAAAACUGACAAUGAAAGUGGUGAUGAGAAUGAGAACGAUGAUGACUAUGAUGAACCAGAAUACACACCAAUUCAUAUUAAAUUACCCCUACAACUUGAUCUUGAUGAUCUUGCUGGUACACUUAUGCAGCAAGCAAAAAAUCUUGUAUCAUGUGUUGUUGAACGUCGUAGAUCUGAUGAUAAAGAACAAUCAAAAAAACGUAAUGGUGAACGUGUAUCAAUUAUUUGUGAAUCAAAUGAACCACGUCGUCAAGAACAACAAGAACAAGAAAUGUUAACACCAAUUAUUGUACCACUUGGUUCAAUGCAUAUGCCAAUGCAACAACAAGAUCAUGAUUAUCACAGAUAUCAAACACAUAAUCAAUAUCCAAUUGGUGAUAAUAAUCAUCGUCAUAAUUUUAUUAAUUCACGUGGUAUUGUUAAUGACAUGGCAUCACAAGUAUUACAAAAUAUUCCACAAAUGAUGGAACAACGUAUGAGAAGCCAAGGACCAUUUAAUCAACAUCCAAUGGGAGGUAUGAGACCAAUUCCAAUUGAACUUCGUCGUAUGCCAAUUGAAAUGAUACGUGGAAUGAGACCACCAAUGGAUAUGGAUCAAGUUUAUCAACAAGCUAAACAACAACAAGCAUAUCAAGAACAUCAAAAACAACAAGCAUUCCAACAACAACAACAACAACAACAGCAACAACAACAGCAACAAGCUUAUGCACAAGAACAACAAGUCCAAGGAAUGAUGCAUCCACCACCACCACCAUCAGAAUCACAAGAAUUACCACAAGAAAAUUCACAAGAUGUACAAGUACCACGUAUGAUGACACCAAUGGUUAUACGUGCACAAAUUGAAUCAAGAUUACCACAAACAGAUGAUAGCUCAGAAAGACAAUCAUUAUUUCCAUUUCAAGGAAUACAAAUAAGACGUCUUAUACAAUCAAUACCAAGUGAAUUAAAAAAUAUAUUUCAACAAGGUAAUGGUGGUGAGCCAAGACCAAUGGUACCAGAAGGUGCAAGACGUGAACAAGUUGAAGAAUUUAAACCAUUUCCUGAAACACGUACAAUAUCAUUAGACUCAUUAAUGUUACCAAUUGAAAUACGUAAUGUUCUUGAACAUGGUAAUAUUGAAGGUCGUCGUCAAGAUGAUUCUGAAGAACAACAAGAAUCAAUUAAACCAACAACACCACCAGCAACACCAGCACCAGCAACAGCUGAUGAACAAAAUAAUAGCAAUGAUGAUGAAGAAAAAAAAUUACCAGCUGAUAUUAAAACAUUUAUACAUCAAAUUGUUGAAGGAUUAGCAUUUCCAGUACCAAUGAAUAUAAGACCAAUUGAAUCAAUGGAAAUACCAAUGGAAGUUAGAGCACGUGUUAUGGGUACAGUUGAAAAUGAUGAUAAUAAUAAAGAACAUCAAGAUGAACAAGAACAAUCACAUGCUGAAGAACCAAUUGUUCAACAACAAGUAUCACAACAAAAUCAACCACAACCAAUUCAACAAAAUAAUCAGCAAAUAAUGCAACAAAUUCCACAACAAAUUCAAGCUCGUGUUGUACCUGUUCAACAUGAUCAAGAAAGAAAUCAAUAUAUGCAGUCAAUUCGUACAACUCGUCUUAUGCCAGUAGCAUAAGCCCAGAGCUGCUGAUUUUUUAAAAAUAAAAAGCAGAAAAAAAAAAAAAAAA